UUUUCCUUCAAAAUCGUUUGAAACGAUCACCUUUCCAUAAUGUCUGAGCCUUACGACCCUUAUUUGCCUCGCAAUGGCUCGUCUUCAAACCCAACCGGAACAAGUCAGGGAGGCGGAAAUGCGAAGACUGCUGCUAUUCAGGCUCAGAUUGACGACACUGUUGGGAUUAUGCGGGAGAACAUCACCAAGGUAGCAGAGCGUGGAGAGCGGCUGGAUUCGUUACAGGACAAGACAGAUAAUCUUGCGGUGUCGGCUCAAGGCUUCCGUCGUGGCGCGAACCGAGUCCGAAAGAACAUGUGGUGGAAGGAUAUGAAGAUGCGAAUUAUUAUCGGGGUCGCCAUUGCGGUGAUUAUUGUUAUCAUCGUGGUCUCCAUCGUCAAAGCGACACAGAAAUGAGCUAUGUUUCACGUUUCGCUUUUUAGUCUGUAUCUAUGCUCCAUAGUCUUACUUUCCCUUCCUCUUUUUCCGCCGUGUCAUCAGUGGAGUAGCUGUGAUUUUGAGGAUUGAAUAUCACGAAGAGAG
Molecule: messenger RNA, 522 nt
Organism: Guyanagaster necrorhizus
Lineage: Eukaryota; Fungi; Basidiomycota; Agaricomycetes; Agaricales; Physalacriaceae
Product: synaptobrevin
Exons: 7
Coding region: 40-396 (118 amino acids)
Biological process (GO): vesicle-mediated transport
Cellular component (GO): membrane
Source: RefSeq, a predicted model, not a curated record